Gymnodraco acuticeps is the source of this 5737-nucleotide messenger RNA. RefSeq names its product myocyte-specific enhancer factor 2D homolog. The record is from RefSeq and is a predicted model, not a curated record. Gene Ontology annotation, biological process: positive regulation of transcription by RNA polymerase II; cell differentiation. Gene Ontology annotation, molecular function: DNA-binding transcription factor activity, RNA polymerase II-specific; protein dimerization activity; RNA polymerase II cis-regulatory region sequence-specific DNA binding. NCBI's taxonomy places the organism in Eukaryota, Metazoa, Chordata, Actinopteri, Perciformes, Bathydraconidae.
UCAGCAGUCCCGCAGCCCACCUUCUCCAUGCCCGUCACAGUGCCCGUGUCCAAUCAGAACGCAGCACUGCAGUUCAGCAACAACCCUGGCGGCGCAUUGGUCACCACGACCUCCUUCCUUACCUCCGCCCUCACAGACCCCCGCCUCCUGUCGCCACAGCAACCAACUCUGCAUAGGAACACUGUGUCGCCUGGGUUACCGCAGCGACCAGCCAGCGCAGGUGCCCUGUUAGGAGAUAUGGGGAAUUCAAAUGGAGCGUGCCCGAGUCCUGUCCCUAACGGCUACAUCAGCGCCAGGGCCUCCCCGGGCCUCCUCUCCGUAUCCAACGGCAACAGCCUGGGGAAAGUUGUCCAGGCCAAAUCUCCGCCUCCGCCCAGCCCUCAGAUGAACAGCCGCAAGCCGGACCUGAGGGUCAUCACCUCGCAGAGCAAGAGCCUCAUGCAGCUGACAGAGGAAGAGCUGGAGUUGGUGAGUGAGAAUGCUCAGCGGCUAGGCGUCUCCCAGUCGCUCACCACACCUGUGGUCUCCGUGGCAACACCCAGUCUCCUCGCUCCCUUCUCCGGCAUGCAGACAGCCUACAAUACGGAGUACCAGCUGACGAGUGCAGAUCUCACCGCGCUGCAGACGUUCACACCGUCCAUGGCUGCCUGGCAACAGCAACCAGUGGUCUCCCAGCAACAGCAGCAGCAGCAGCAGCAUCAGCAGCAACAACAACAGCAGCAACAGUCGAGUCAGAUGAGCCUGGCGUCGCUCAGUAACUUGGUCAUGUGGGGUGCAGAGAAACAGAAUGCAGAGAUGGUUAACUGCAUCUCCAAUUUUGCUGCUAACCUGAGCUUGGCCUCUCAGUCCAACUUGCUCUUUGGCAGGGAGGACGGCCUCUGCUGGCCGAUGGGUCAACUCUCUCAAGGCGGCGCACUGACCGUCAACACGAACCCCAACAUCAACAUCAAGUCCGAACCCGUGUCUCCGAACCGUGACCGAAGCACCCCCAGCUCCACCUGCGGAGGAGGAGGAGGAAUGGGAGGAGGAAUGGGAGGAGGAGUCGGCCAGAUUCAGCUCCAGGGACAGGGUCUAGUUUCGGUGGCGUACCCGGGUACCCUUCGUCUGGAGGUCGGAGGUCAGGGACGCUCGCCAGUCGACAGCCUCAGCAGCAACGGCAGUUCGUACGAUGGCAGCGAUCGGGACGACGGGAACCAGGGAAGAGGAGGCGCUCCGACAGAUUUCCUCCACCAGGGCGGCGUCGGGGGGCAACAACAACCCACCAUGGUCCUCCUGAGGCCCUCAUCGGCUGAACCCCAGGAGCAGGACGGGACCAACGUGAAGAGGAUGCGACUGGACACCUGGGUCACAUGAAUCCGCAGAGGGACGGACGGACAGAUGGAGGAUUGAGAUGGAGAUGUGUACUUGUGGCUUGUGUACAUGCCCCCCACCAGCCCUGAUGCCCCCAAUUUCCUUCGUCGUGCACACACAAACACACACACAUAUAUUUAUACACCGUUUAUACAUCGACCCAGUAACCUACACGGGAAACGCUGACCUCACACAGCAUGCUGACACCGUCAACACAUUUGAACUCUGAUGUAUUUUCACUCACACAAGCCCCGACGGGUAGAGCCACCAAACCAGGGAAUAUUUGUCUAAACAUUAUUCAGAUACAUUUGAAUAGAAGUUUUUAAAUCAGGCCACAAACCUAAAUUUGGCCACUUUGACUGUUUCACCCGACAUGUUGACAACUGCUGGUUUCCCAGCAUGCCCUGCGUUUGGAUAUUCUGUCUGUGCUGCACUGCGUUGAGUCAGUGCCACCGAGUGAGUCGUCACCACGGUUGCAUUGUUAUCGCUGUAGAUUCUCGGGCCGUUUGUUGCUGUUUUUAAAGCGUGGAGUUUUUCUUUUUGUUGUCCUAGACUGUUGACCUUUAGCGUUUGGAUUUGUCUGACUUUGGAAUAUGAAGACACUAAAAGAGAAACUCUUUCCCCAGCCACGAGACUGAUGACCCCCCCCCCCCCCCCCCUUUUCCCCUCCUGGGUCCUAUAUGUAAUCCCAACCAUGCAGACUAGCUGUAAAAACCAGGGACGAGGUAAAAUACUUUUCUUUGAAUCAGGGACGAGCUGCACCGGCUCAACAACACAUGACGCAGAAUCCCAGCUUCGCCCUCACCUUGUCAACUGCAGAUGCUGAGAAAGGUGUGUGUGUGUUUGGUGUGUGUUUGGUGUGUGUUUGGUGUGUGUGUGUGUGUGUGUAUGGUUUGUUACCUCGUUUUUUAACAAAGUGAUGUGGGGCAAAAUGUUCAUUCUCAAUUUCAUCCUGGAGCACACACCUGCGAUGCACACAGCUGAAUUUAUUUUUGUGUUUUGAAUAGAUAGCUGAUGUUCAAAGGGGGCGGUUGGCGAGGUACCGUGUAUAUAAGCAAUCUGUAAUCUUUGUGGCUUUUGUGUGACAGGGAUAGGGUGUUUUUGAAGGUAUAGAUCAUACAGUAUGAUACAAGUAUAUAUUUAAACAGGCGGGCAGCUCUGCAUCGGGGGCGGGACAAUAGACGACAGGGAUUGUAUAUACAAACUAUAUAUCGGCAGGAUAUCCCUUAACAGGAAAAAAAAUAGCAAACGCAUUGAUUCUCAGCGGAUCUGUCUCUUUUUUUAUUUAUAUUUAUGCGUGUAUAUAAAGUGUAAUAUGUGGACGAGCCUCAAGAGGGAGCUGUAGAAAGGGAAAACGUAGCCGCGGUGACUCGGACUGUUUUAGAGAGAGAACGGUUAGGACUCCGUCACUGAUGGAGCGCACUUUACCUGAACCCCACCCUGACCCAUGGACACACACACACACACACACACACACACACACACACACACACACACACACACACACACACACACACACACACACACACACACACACACACACACACACACACACACACACUCACCGCCAGUUUAAACAGAUACACCUGCUUUUCAAAAUCUGACAUUCAGCAGAUACAAAUCAAUCUUUGCACUAUUUAUUAAAUUCUCAAAGUUAAUGUAUUUAUUAUCAACCAAUCAGAGCUCCCAUUAGCAUUCUGCAGUUCGGACCACCUUUAAUAUUUUAUUAAAAAGUUAAAUUAAAUACGAGUUAAAAGAAGACAAUAUUAAGGAAAGGGAAAUUAGUAAAUUAAAUAUUUCUACGAGGUAAUAAUUAUUUAAAAAUAUCAAAUUAUUUUUAAAUUAAAUACAAUAUCAAAAGUACAACUUCUGAUAAGGUUUCUUUAAUUUAUAUAUUUAUUAAAUAUGAUUCAUUUGCAAAUGUGAUAAUCAUUUUAUUAUGUUUUCCUCCAAAAAUAGUACAUCCACCUAAAAAACAUUCAUGAUACAGAUUUCUAAAUAUUAAUGAAAACCAAUGAAGAAAUUCCAUGAUUUGGAAACAUCAUUGUUUUCCCAGUUCUAGCUCCGUCACAUUUCCAUCAGUCCGGUGUCCCAUGAUGGUCUCACUUCCCCCCAAGAAGCUUUCCACUUUUUUAAAAAUGUUUGCGGAUAUAAUCUCUACUUAUUAUAAGUACUUUUGGCAUAUCAAAGUGUUGAGUAUUUGCAGUGUCAGUAUAAUAAUGCUAAGUAUUUUCUGUCACGGACAUAUCAGAGCGAACACACAGAGAGUAUUGAGCUUUUUUUACCCCCCCCUGACCUUUCCUCUCGGUAUAAGCCAUGUAUUAUCUUUCCUUCGUGUGUCACUGGUUGGCUGUACUUUUAUAUUUACGACUAUGAAGGUAAAAGAAAAUGUGAAGGAUGUCAUUUUUGUAAGGGGGGGAUUUUUGGGUUUAGCGGGUAGAAUUGGUUAAGAGUACAAAAGUAUUUAUUUCGUCUCUUCUCCGUCGCUUUGCUCGUUAGAAGUUUCGGACGCAGGGUCGGGGUCUCGUUAAGCCGAGGGUCACAGAACCAGAUCUUUAAUGACUGCCUCCCAAAUCCAACACACACUUUUCAACUUUCGACACGUCCCCUCCGCCCCGUCACUCACUCAGUUGGUUUUUAAAUCUCACACACACACACACACACACUUUUAAACACACUACUUGAGGCUGCACAAUUUCAAAACAUUACGGAUCACAUUUGAAACAUCAUUCAAAUGUUUUUACUAUCUUUUAAAAUAUGUUUGUUGGGCAACCAGUGCCUUUAUUGCAGAGACAGAGUUUUAAAACGGAGGGGAUGAAUAUAUUUAAAAAUAUAUUUAUAAUAUAUCAUCUUUCCUGGUUUCCUUGGGUCUCAUUUAACACAUGUAUGUCAGAAUAAGGGGAUAUUUCAUCUAAUUGCCACAAAAUAAUAACAUGGAUGAUUCUAUACUACGAUCUUCGCAAGAAAAGGUUGUGAUCACUUCCCACGUUGAACUGUGAGUGCUUAAUUCAAAUGAAAGGCAUCACCGGGUCGGUUCUGAAUAACAUUUGAAAUACACUUUUUUAAAACGUAGUUUCACUCUGUUCUACACUUAAGUCCUUUUUGAAGAGGAUCUGAAACAAACACCAUAUUUUAUUAGGUCUUCAGAAUACCAAGACUUUUCUAAAAAUACUUAAUUCAGAUAUUUCUUAUAUACUACUAAAUAUUUAGCUUGGCCAUCGCACCACGUAAUGCAAAUCCAUAAAAUGUUGAUCGAUUGUGCAGCCUCUCCGUUUACUCCGUCCAGAGAGCAGGCGUCGUAUCCGUCCUCCUCACACACACACACACACACACACACACACACACACACACACACACACACACACGAACACACACACACACACACACUUUGACUGUUAAGACUGUUGUACCCUGAGCUUCGAACAAAAACAAAACAAAAAAACAAGAUGGCUUUGUUUGUUUGUCGGUGAUGGAGCGGGUUUUUGCAAAAACAGACACGACAAUCGUGCGGAGAAAUGGUUUGGCACCCCCCCCCCCCCCCCCCCCCCCCCGCCCUGAAUUGAAGCUCCUGUGUAAUGAUGUUUAGAAGUCUCACUUUCCAGUGUUAAUCUGUGCUGGUGACAGUCUGUUUUUAAUUGUUCUCUGAAAAGUGAUAUUAUUAUAUUCAUCAUCACGACCACAGCUCUCACGGAUGGCAGCUGUCAUGAUGGUAUGGAUUUUUUUUUUGUGUAGGUUAUAGGCAUUUUUUGGAUUUUAUUUUAUUAUAUAAAAAUAUUCUAUAAAUAUAUUUUUUGUUUUUUUUGGGGAUUUAUUUUCUUCUUCAAAAAAGGGUGUUACUAAUGUUGCACGAUUUCUAUGAACACAAGCGUAGUGAUACUAGUACACGUGUGGCGAAACGCUUCAAUGCUGCGACUUUGAGUCCAAUGUACAAACACACACACACACACACACGCUAACAUGGGACACACGCACACACACGUCUAACUUAUUUCUGACCAGACACAAUGAUGUCAAUGCAUGGGCGAAGAGUGAAUCAUGUUAUAGGAACUACACAUGUCAUAUCCACACAAAUAUACAACACACAGGAAAAAAAAAAUGGAAGAAAAAAGUUUAAAAUAAAUUAUAGCUAAUAUAUUGUGUUCGGCUAGUCUGCUUUUUCGUUGUAAAGAAACUUUUUUUGUUGUUUUUUUUGGAGAAUGAUAUACAACUUGUGUAUAUUUUCAUAAAUAAAGUAUGCACUGAUAUGUUAUUACAAAUUCUAUACUGCUUUUACAAAAAAAAGUGUUUGUUAUUGUACCAAAGUAUCCAUUGGUCCCCUCUUACCCGCCCCCCCUUUUUGCGUAUGUUUUACCGUAUUUUAUAUAUUAAAUAGACAAGUUGACCUACA